Epinephelus lanceolatus (giant grouper) is the source of this 1752-nucleotide messenger RNA. RefSeq names its product MBL associated serine protease 2 (gene masp2). NCBI's taxonomy places the organism in Eukaryota, Metazoa, Chordata, Actinopteri, Perciformes, Serranidae. Gene Ontology annotation, molecular function: calcium ion binding; serine-type endopeptidase activity. The record is from RefSeq and is a predicted model, not a curated record.
GCCAGGACAGCUGGGUUCAUUUACCCUGGGAUCGCUGAGGGUGAACCAUUCCAAAACACGCAAACUAUCUGGGGACUGUGAAGCCAACAUGAGCAGUGGGUGCUGUGUAUUUGUCCUGUUCUCCCUCCUCCAUGUCUCGCUGAGUGUGGAAAUGACAGGGUUAUAUGGCAGCUUCACCUCACCCAACUUCCCCCAGCCAUACCCUGACAACCAGCUCAUAGCGUGGAACAUCACCGUCCCAGAUGGCCACAGGGUCAAACUCUACUUUAGCCACUUCAGCAUGGAACCCUCAUACCAGUGUGAAUAUGACUACAUCCAGGUUUUGGCAGAGGGCAAUGAAACCUUGCGGUUCUGUGGCGAGGGAGAGAAGAACUAUGAAAGCACCCCGAGGAACACCAUCAUCCUGUCAGCCGGGAACCUCAUGUCAGUGGUCUUUAGGAGUGACUACUCUAAAGAGGGCCGAUUCACGGGCUUCCAAGCAUUUUACACCGCAGAAGACAUUAAUGAGUGUCAGUCCGAGAUAGACGGGGAGAAAGUGUGUGAUCAUCUCUGCCACAAUUACAUCGGCGGAUAUUAUUGCACAUGCAAACAGGGAUACUUUCUCCAUGACAACAAAAGAUCCUGCACAGUGCCUUGCCACAGCCAGGUGUUGACCAACCUGUCAGGGGUUCUGACCAGUCCAGGCUACCCGAGCCCGUACCCUCCCAUGAGUGAGUGUGACCACACCAUCCGUCUGCCGGAGGGCUACAGAAUAUUCCUGGACUUCCUGCAACCCUUCGAUGUAGAGAGACACUCAGAUGUCCCUUGUCCAUACGAUAUGCUGAAGAUUUCAACAGCUGGACAAGAGUAUGGACCCUUCUGUGGAUCAGUGCCACCAGGUCGCAUUGACACAGGAAGUUACCAAGUGCAUAUUUCGUUCAGAUCCGAUCCCAGUGGGAAAAACAAGGGAUGGAAGAUCAAGUACACCAGUACCAAGAUUAAAGCCUGAUGGCUUGUUGACAUAAACGUUGGAUACAGAAGGACUGGGAGCAACAUUAUCAACCUUUUCUGCUCCAGCUUUAUGUUUUUAUUUUUAUCCUUUAUCAACUCUUUCUAUCUUGAUUUCAUGAUUAUUUCUGCUUGACCUCUGACAUUACAUGAAAGGAUCCCCAUGAAAGGGUGGUGGGAGGUGGCAGCAGUCAGUACCACACAUCUGUCUUACAGUGUAGGUAACUUAUUCACAAUUUUGGGGCCUUGUCACCCCCAAUCAGAUGGGCUGUUCCAACAUCAAGUGCGUCACGGCCACAAGUAUUUUUUUCCUAUAGUCAUACUCUGCCUUUUUCUGCCUCUGAUUGGCUUACCCUAGUGUUCUUACCCUAAUCCUAACCAAUCUCACUCCUCUUGCCGAAACCUAAUCAAACCAGCCAACAAAUGGAAUAAAUACUGGCCAACCAGAGGGAGAGUAGGAAGGAUCAUGGGAAAAAAAACUUUCUUUUUUUCCCCCCACAAUUUUUUCCCACAUUGCUAGUGGUAGCUUUGCAGCCCAGUAGGUGGGCCAGCCCAUCUGACAUUUGCCCGACUUGCCAGAUUGCCAGUCUGAGCAUGACAGUAUGUGUACCUAUAUGCUAUCUGAAAAUAUUACACAAGGACUUUCACAUCGUAGCAACCUAAUAUAAUUAACCCUUCACUAAGCCCCGCCCCUUUGUGAUGGUCCGUCAAGCUGUCGGAGUAAGCAUGAAGCCCACACUGUAACUAACUGCACAAAUUUUAUCA